Molecule: messenger RNA, 606 nt
Organism: Diutina rugosa
Lineage: Eukaryota; Fungi; Ascomycota; Pichiomycetes; Serinales; Debaryomycetaceae
Gene: RCN1
Product: Rcn1p
Exons: 1
Coding region: 1-606 (201 amino acids)
Biological process (GO): calcium-mediated signaling
Cellular component (GO): nucleus; cytoplasm
Molecular function (GO): calcium-dependent protein serine/threonine phosphatase regulator activity
Source: RefSeq, a predicted model, not a curated record
AUGGACCGGCGCCCCGUCACCAACACCGUCAUCGUCACCAAUGUCGCCGACUACGACCCGCGCCUGAUCCAGUUCCCCGAGGCGGUGCCGCUCGAGGUGGUGGCGCUCCCGAAAUUCGGCCGCAUCAUCGUCAUCUGCCCCAGCCAUGAGGUCGCUGCCACCGUGAAGCAGGCGCUCAUAGACCAGGGCUACGGCGCCGGCUACAGUCUCCAGGAUAACAAAUACACCGUGCUUGACGGCUACGAUGUUGGUCCCGACGUUGACUACCUCGAGCUCCCACUGGAGGCGGGGUCGCGAAGGUUCCUUAUCUCGCCGCCCCGGUCUCCCCCCGCUGAAUGGAACCACUGGGACCGGGAGGAAGAAGAGCCCAACCAGGUGCCGUACCUGUCACAAGACCUUUCCCAUCUAUUAUGGGAGAAGCUUGGUGGCGGCAAAGUACAAAAAAUUCACGAUAACGACGACGACAACGAUACCACGCCUAAAGUUACUACUGAGGUGCUACUAGAGCAGCAACAGGGGGUGCCUGCCAUUAUUAUUGAUUCCGACGACCAUGUGGUCAAGGACGACAAACGAACCACCAUCCCCAAAACGUCAUUGCCGUUAUAG